AUGGAAAGUAUCUCCAGCGGUGUUAAUUUUCUCAGACGUCGUUUUAGCUCGCAGGAUUUUGAAGAAGAAAACAAAACUGGAUCACCUACAAUUCUUAAUUCACGUACUCAGCAACAACAACAACAAUCACAGCAACAGCCUCCUUAUGCCCAAAAUGGACCUCCGUCAAGCAGUUUCUCGUUAGCUGGUCUUGCUAACAAAGUUUCGAGUGCCAUUAGUGCUCCAUCAUCACCAUCAAAACAGUCAUUAUCAAUGUAUUCUCAAGUUCAAGGUAUUACAAAAAAUUUAAUGCAAGCAGCUACCAAUGCUACAUCUCAUGUUCUGGGACCACAUAAAUGUAUACUAGUUAUUGAUGAUCAACAAAUUGACUGGGGUAAAUAUUUCCGACAUAAUCGUACUGGUUGGCAGUUACGGGUGGAACAGGCUGCAUUCUCUGAACUACACGUUUGCUGUCAUACGAAUAAAAAGUGUACUGUGGAAAUUAUGGAUUAUGGAAGGGACAAUAGAAAUAUGCAACCAGAUUUUGUACUUAUUCGACAGAAUGUCAAGAAUGAAAAAGGUGACUACACUAAUAUCGUUACGGCCUUACUGAAAGGAGGUGUACAAACACUGAAUAAUCCUGAAAGUAUUUACAUAUUCUUGAACAAAAAUUGGAUGUUCCAUCAACUGCAACUAAUUUGUGAAAAUGCUGGACCGAAUGCUAUGCCCUUGAUUGAGCAAACUUACUACCCUUUCUUCGAUCAUUUUAGUUCACAAUCUCGUUUGCCAAUGGUAGUACGUGUUGGUCACGGAAGUCAUGGUCUUGGUAAGACGAAAAUCAGUGAUGAAAAUCAACUGAUGGAGGUUGAAAAUAUGCUACGGUCGAUCAAACCAAUUGAAGUGGUUACUGAACCAUUCAUUGAAACAAAAUAUGAUAUACAUUUACAGAAAAUUGGUCCAGAAAUAAGAGCUUAUAUUCGGAAAGGUAUAUCAAAGGAUUGGAAAAGUAAUGUUGGUUCAGCAAUGUUGGAGAAAAUUUCCCCUUCUAAUCGACAAAAACAGUGGUUGACAACGAUAUCAGAUGCAUUUGGUGGUCUUGAAGUAUUUGGAAUUGAUAUUUUGGUUGCAAAAGAUGGGAGAGAAAUUAUUCAUGAUGUAAAUGAUGUAGUAACUUUGCUUGGUGAUACGCAAGAAGACGAUCGCAGGACUAUUGUUGAUCUCAUUCAAAAUCACAUCAUUCAAUCAGCUCAGCGUGUUGUACAACAAAUACCUUCUACACGUGUUAAUACUGCACCACCAGCUCCGCCACCACGACCUCAAUCAACAAACGCUUCACGAUCCAGCACUUUGGAGCGAAAAAUUUCAAGAGAAACUGUAGUGAAUGGAGGAAGUGAUAGAUUAGAUCUAAAAACCUCAACUGAUCAAGUAGCUACAAAAUCUCCUCGAAUUACAAAACAAAUAAGUAAACAAGAUAAAGACUUAUCAGCAAGUAAUCUAAAACAACAGCAGCAACAUCAGGAUGACACCAUGGGUCAAUUGAAGCGUACAUUUGCUGGUAUUUUCGGUGAAGUUCAGUGA
This is a messenger RNA of Thelazia callipaeda (thelaziosis nematode), 1557 nucleotides long. The record is from the annotation of a GenBank genome assembly. NCBI's taxonomy places the organism in Eukaryota, Metazoa, Nematoda, Chromadorea, Rhabditida, Thelaziidae.